AUGCGUGCAAUUGUGGUUAAAGAAUUUGGUGAUGCCAAUGUUUGCCAACUAAUCAGAGACGUACCGAUUCCUAACAUUCAACAUCGAGAAGUUUUGAUUCGUGUGUACGCUGCUGGUGUUAACCCAGUCGAUACAUACAUCCGUUCGGGUUCAUACAGUCGUCGACCUACUUUGCCGUACAUUCCGGGACUCGAUUCAGCAGGAACAAUUGAAAAAGUUGGAGCGGAAGUUACAAAAUUUAAAGUUGGUGAUCGAGUUUUUACAGUUAAUACUAUAACUGGCACAUAUGCUGAGUAUUGUGUAGCUCGUGCUGAUUUCGUGUUUCCUUUACCGACUAAUGUUUCAUUCGAACAAGGUUCAGCACUUGGCGUGCCUUAUUUUACAGCAUAUCGAGCUUUAGUUAUAAAGUAA
Adineta ricciae is the source of this 411-nucleotide messenger RNA. The record is from the annotation of a GenBank genome assembly. Lineage: Eukaryota; Metazoa; Rotifera; Eurotatoria; Adinetida; Adinetidae.